UCUGUCUCUACGUAUUGUUCUAAGUUAACAUGCUUACUUAUCGAGACGUGUUCAAUAUAGAUGAUGGAGACACAAUCCCUCCUUCUGAUCCUACAAGUGAGAAUUUUUACAAUUUAAUAAAAUCGGAACAAUUCAAUGUGAAGAGUACUAGCGAUGACUUAUCGUAUAAAUCAAACAUAUCACCAGAAGAAAAACAAGUGAUUGAUGUUGAACCGAUGAAUAUAGAUUCCCAGCAGCUAGUAGUACAAAAUAAAAGAUCUACAGUGGAUAAUAAACAGCAAGUUGUCUCGCAACCACAGUGGAAGCUUUCAAAAGUCAUUGCCAAUGCCCAUGAAGGUUGGGUUCGUUCUUGUACCAUGGACCCAGUGUCCAAUAGAUGGUAUGUCACGGGUGGUUCAGAUGCAACCAUUAAGGUAUGGGAUCUAGCCACUCUGCAGAUCAAGGCUACUCUUACCGGUCAUAUAAUGGGAGUACGAUCUCUAAAAGUGUCCCUGAAAUUUCCAUAUUUAUUCUCUGGAUCUGAAGAUAAGACAGUCCGUUGUUGGGAUUUAGAGAGAACUAAUUCCAAAGCUGGAUGUCAGAUCAGAGAUUACCAUGGGCAUGUUGGUGGUAUUUAUGCCAUGGACUUACAUCCCGAACUCGAUAUAUUAUGCACUGGUGGUCGUGAUUCUGUCAUUAGAGUGUGGGACAUUCGAUCUAGAACAGAAAUCAUGUUAUUGAGUGGACAUAGGGCUGAUAUAACGAGUAUUUCAUGUAGUGCAUCCGACCCACAAAUUGUAUCAAGUUCAAUGGAUUCAACUAUUAGGUUGUGGGAUAUUAGAAAGGCAACCACUCAACUUGCCAUUACACAUCAUUCAAAGAGUAUUAGACUGAUGGUGUCACAUCCAAAUGAAAUGACUAUGUGUUCUGCCGAUUCUGCUGGACAAUUCAAACAAUGGGUUUUACCACGAGGUGAUUUAUUGAAUGAAUUUGCCACCACAAAUGAUGAUAGUAAAAUUGUAAAUUCCUUAGCAAUUAAUCCAUCAAAUGAUACACUCUUUGCCGGUUAUGACGAUGGAAGAAUGGAGUUUUAUGAUUAUAAAUCAGGAAAUCUUGUUCAAUCAACCACGUCAAAGCCAGUACCAGGAACCCCAGAAACUACGAUCUAUGCCUCUACUUUCGAUAAACUGGGAUCAAGACUUAUCACCUGUGAAGGUGACAAGAGUAUAAAAAUAUGGGUAGAAGAGGGAUAGAAUUUUGGGAAGAAAGGAGAAAACAAAUACAAUACUUACAAAGAUAGAUUGUCCAUGUGUCUCAUUAUAUUACAAAGUGUAAGUGACAUCACUCCACACUA
This is a messenger RNA of [Candida] anglica, 1333 nucleotides long. The record is from the annotation of a GenBank genome assembly. NCBI's taxonomy places the organism in Eukaryota, Fungi, Ascomycota, Pichiomycetes, Serinales, Debaryomycetaceae.